Messenger RNA from Symbiodinium sp. CCMP2456, 459 nucleotides. The record is from the annotation of a GenBank genome assembly. NCBI's taxonomy places the organism in Eukaryota, Dinophyceae, Suessiales, Symbiodiniaceae.
AUGCCGCAGUGGGCCCGUGGUAAAAAGCUGCGAGAUAUGCCAAGCGAUGCAAUGAUUCUGACGCAGCACAUGAUGGGAGCCGACUUCGAAGACCUUUUCAAGUUCGUUGACCCCAAGGUGAAGAAUGCUUUGACGCGAAGCUCGAAUUCCCAUGCGGUCAAGGUCGUCCUCCCAUCGAAUGGCAAGAAAAGAAAAGCGAAAGAGGAGAAUCCAGACGAGAUGGAUGACGAUGUAGAAAAGGACAAGGUCAAGGCGGAGCCGGAUGAGGAGGCGAAUGCCAGCGAGGAUGAGGGCGCGGCCUCCUCCAGCCUCAUCAAGGUGAAGAAGCCGAAGGCAAAAGCGAAAUCCAAGGCCAAAGCGAAGGCAGAAUCACCGACGAAAAGCAAGGCCGAGGCUGCGCCAAAGGCAAAGGCGGCUGGCAAGGCCAAAGCCAAGGGGAAGGCAAAGGCGAAGUCAUGA